This is a messenger RNA of Didymodactylos carnosus, 1065 nucleotides long. NCBI's taxonomy places the organism in Eukaryota, Metazoa, Rotifera, Eurotatoria, Philodinida, Philodinidae. The record is from the annotation of a GenBank genome assembly.
AUGACACGAUAUUAUUAUUAUUAUUCAAUUAUUGUUGUUGUUAUUGUAUUUUUCGUUAAACUUGAAUGCAAAGAUGCAUUGAAUAUUAGUGGAACAGUUGAUGACAAAUGGAAAUUGAUGCGUAAUUUAUUUGAACAAAAUUUUAUUCAACAAUUGGAUAUUGGUGCAUCGGUGGCCAUUUAUCAUCAGGGAAAACUCGUUGUUGAUUUAUCGGGUGGAUGGUUUGACGAGCAACAAACAAAAGUUUAUACCAAUGAUACAUUACAAUUAGUUUUCUCAGUAUCAAAAGGUAUUGUAGCGAUUGCCGUUGCUUUAUGUGUACAAAAUGGUUUAAUUGAUUAUGAUGAAAAAGUGAUAAAAUAUUGGCCAGAGUAUGAACAAAUGGAGAAAGGAAACACAACGGUGGCUGAUAUAAUGUCACAUCGUGCUGGUCUACCCGAUGUAAAUGCUACAGUUAAGGAGUGGGUAAAUUGGAAAACGAUGAUUCAGUUAUUGGAAAAAGAGAAACCGACAUGGCCACCUGGUACAGCACACGGUUAUCAUACUUUAACCUACGGUUGGCUGGCUGGUGAACUUGUGCGACGAGUUGAUCCCAAAAACCGAACUCUAGGCCAAUUUAUUCGAGAGGAAAUAGCAACCCGUACAUCAACAGAAUUUUAUUUUGGUUUAGAUAACGAAUUAGAAUAUCGUGUUUCGCCCUUAGUCGAUCCAACAAAUAAUGCAUUCAAUGAAUUCAAUGAUCUAGUAGUACAUCAAGCGGAAAUUCCAGCAGCAAAUGGAAUAACAAAUGCCCGAUCAUUGGCCCGUAUUUAUGCCUCGAUUAUCGGUGAUCUGCCUGACGGACAAAAACGAUUAUUAAAUGAAGCUACGCUUGCGCGAGCAAUUAAGUCAAAUACGCCUGUUAAUGAACCUGACAUGACGCUUUUUAAUUCGACGACAGUAUUUUCAAUGGGUUUUAUGUUAUUUGGUCAACAAGACUCAUGCUUACUAGAUGCAUUUUGUGGAGCAUUCGGACAUAAUGGUGAGUCUAACAAUAUAGAAAAGAAAACAGUUUCAUCUCUUUAG